AUGCUACACCGCGGGCGCUGCUCUGCGCGCUGUAACCCAGGGAGGCACGGCUUCUACAGAGCUGCAUUAAGAGCUCCAUCAGAGAAGCUCCAUCAGUCCCUGGCUCUACCCCUGCUCCAUGUUCACCCAGCAGAGCAUCUGUCCUUGGCCAGCAGCCCACAUCUGAGGUUUCACCACAGCAGAGAGCUCUUCAACCGAUCCAACACCGGUCACCAACAGGAUUAUAGGACGUGUUUGCACUUGUUGGUGCCCCUGAAUGUAGCCGUGGGGGGGGAAGAGCUAAAAAACCACUGCAGAGCGAUUCAUGAAUUCUCCCGAGUAGUCUCCUGGGAGGCCGACCAUCUGGACCGAAUCUUUCCAUGUCCCUUCUUUGUUCAUGUAGCGUGUCCAAACGACCCGCCAUCUUCCCGGUCCUGCUUUGUGAUCUUCCCGCUGGAGAACGCAUUCCUCAUUCGCGCCUGCCAGACAGCAAUUUCUGGGAUCUUCUCGGUGCACCUGGAGAUGGGCAUGCCACCUCCAAUGCCCAGUCAUUAUACCCCAGUCUUCAUGUCCCCGCAGCACUCGGGGAGCCAUUCUAUCUCUGAUACAAACGUGUUGGGCGAUAUACUUCAUUCUGUGGUACAUCAGAGUCCCAGGAUCAACUCCCUGAAGGUGUCCCACUGCAGGCCAGCCAGUUCCAGCCUGGGCGUCCCAUUCGGGGAGCAGAUCCGAAACCCACAGUACGGAUCUGCCCGGCACCUGCAGGGAUCCUCGUUCUUGAUGAUCACUUCUCAAAUUCCUAAACCUUCUCUCACCCUCCCAGAGGAGGGUGAACACUUCAACGUGACAAAGGCAGCAGCCCCCCGGCCUGUAAUCCCUCCAAGAUGGUUCGGCACUCGGCGGUUGACCCGGGUAGAUCACUCCUACCUUGUGCCGGCCAGAUGGAUGACAUUUCAGGAUUACCAGGCCCAUGGUCAGGUAGGCCUGGUCCGGUUCGGCCUGCCCCACUGGAUGAGUCCUCCUAUCGUCCCCGGGGUCCCGCAGCUCAUACGCGUCUUCAACGCUAUCUAG
Knipowitschia caucasica is the source of this 1050-nucleotide messenger RNA. The record is from the annotation of a GenBank genome assembly. Lineage: Eukaryota; Metazoa; Chordata; Actinopteri; Gobiiformes; Gobiidae.